Terrapene triunguis (Three-toed box turtle) is the source of this 1230-nucleotide messenger RNA. Its product is annotated as angiopoietin-2-like. The record is from RefSeq and is a predicted model, not a curated record. Gene Ontology annotation, molecular function: receptor tyrosine kinase binding. Bases 16 to 1230 code for a protein of 404 amino acids. Gene Ontology annotation, biological process: Tie signaling pathway. NCBI's taxonomy places the organism in Eukaryota, Metazoa, Chordata, Testudines, Emydidae. The transcript is spliced from 7 exons.
CCCUGGAAGGUGAGGAUGGGAGCUGGGGGAACCCUGCUGUGGUUAGUGGGGGCUGCAUGGGCCGUGCUGGCUCUGGGACUUGGUUCCCACCUGAAAGGGAAGGACAGCCUUGAGAGACCUCAGCACCAGGUGCAGCAUGGGCCCUGCAGCUACACCUUCCUGCUCCCAGAGCUUGGGGGCUGUUACCCCUCCGCCGCCGAAUACCAGGUCUCCAACUCGCUGCAGAGAGAUGCUCCGCCCGUGCCUGAGCCCAAGUGGCCAGCCAAGCGGCUCCAACAGCUGGAGAACGUCAUGGAAAACAACACACAGUGGCUGCAGAAGCUGGAGAGCUACAUCCAGGAGAAUGUGAAAAUGGAGCUCGCCGAGAUCCAGUUCCACACGGUGCAGAACCACACAGCUGCCAUACUGGAGAUCGGGAGCAGCCUCCUGAGCCAGACGGCUGAGCAGACCCGCAAGCUCACCGACGUGGAGACGCAGGUUCUCAAUCAGACCUCAAGGCUGGAGAUCCAGCUGCUGGAGAACUCUCUGUCCACUAACAAGCUGGAGAAACAGCUGCUGCUGCAGACCCAGGAAAUAAACAAGCUCCAGGAGAAGAACAGCUUUCUGGAGAAGAAAGUCCUGGACGUGGAAGGCAAACACGAGGAGGAGCUGCAAGGGAUCAAAGCCGAGAAGCUGGAGAUGCAGAGCCUGCUGUCCAAGCAAACCCAGCUCAUCCGGGAACUGGAGCAGCACCUCGCCACAGCCUCAGCCAACAACACGGUGCUGCAGAGACAGCAGGCGUCUCUCAUGGACACAGUGCACCAGCUCCUGAGCCUGGUCUCUCAGUGCAACCAAAUCUCCCCGGCCCCGCAGGGGGAGCAGAAGGUGUUCCGGGACUGCGGGGGCGUGUACAAAUCGGGCCUCACUGCCAGCGGAGUCUACACCCUGCGCUUCCCCAACUCCACAGCCACCACCAGGGCAUUCUGCGACAUGGAGACCAGCGGGGGAGGCUGGACUGUCAUCCAGCACCGGAAAGACGGCUCCGUGGACUUCCACCGCACCUGGAAGGAAUACAAACACGGCUUUGGGUCCCCAUCUGGAGAACACUGGCUGGGAAAUGACUUCAUCCACCGGCUCACUGCUCAGGGCUCCUAUUCCCUCCGAAUCCAGCUCCGGGACUGGGACAGCAACGAGGCCUAUUCCCUGUACGGGCAUUUCCACCUGGGCAGCGAGGAGCAGCUCUAUCGGUGA